UGAUGUUCCAGAAUGGAGUGGUCAACAUGGAUGGUAUCAACAAGGACCACCACCUCGCCAAUUGCACGGAAGUGGCUUUCCACCAGGACAGUCCCAGAAAGGAUGGAGUAGUCACCAAGGAUGGUAUCAACAAGAACCACCACCUCCCCACAUGCACGGAAGUGGCUUUAAUCAAAUGCAAAACUUUCCACCAGGACAGUCACAGAGAGAAUGGAGCAGUCAGCAACCAUCUUAUCAACAAGGACCACCACUUCCCCACAUGCAAGGAAGUGGCUUUCCACCAGGACAGUCCCAGAAAGACUGGAGCAGUCAACAUGGAUGGUAUCAACAAGACCCACCACCCCCAUACAUGACGUUUCCACCAGGACAGUCGCAGAAAGGUGCAGAAGCUAUAAACCCAACUGUGUCAUCAGAUGAUUCUACUGAGAAAGCAGAGAUUACACCUUCAGAAGGUGCAGAAGCUAUAAACCCAACUGUGUCAUCAGAUGAUUCUACUGAGAAAGCAGAGAUUACACCUUCAGAAGAACUACGUAUACUCAUGGUGGGUCAUACUGGUCAUGGCAAAAGUGCAACUGGUAAUUCACUGCUUGGAAGGGAAGGAUUCAAAGCUGGACGGAAACAUACAUCUGUAACUAAAACAUGCCAUAGAGAGGUGGCACGGCGCUACAAUAUAAAAUUGGAUAUAAUAGAUACCCCUGGCUUUUUUGAUACAACACAUGAUGAUAGCUUCGUCUAUAAAGAACUAUCAAGAUGUGUUGGCCUGACAAUUCCUGGCUUCAAUGCGAUAUUCUUCGUACUGCGUCCUGAAAGAUUUUCUGCUGAGAUAGUAAAAACUGUUGAAAUUUUCUUCAAAUUCUUUGGAGAUAAUGUUGAUGAUUAUGCCUUUGUCAUCUUAACGUACACUAAAAAUAACAAACAAAAGGAAGAGUAUAUAGGAAAUAUUGAUGAUAAUGAAGAGCAAAGUCACGUACAGUUAAAAGAACUCUGUAAACGCUGCAAAUACAAGAUUUUCUAUAUUGAAAAUGAAUCCAAAAAGAAGGAGAACAUGGUUAAAGAAAUUUUGGAAGGAGUACUAGAAGCCAAUAAAAAACUUCCUCAGCCAUACUUCAGCAAUCAUAUUACUAAGAAAGUUGAAGAAGCUGCUAUGGCUUUCAACAAGGAACAUGGGUUUGGAAGUGAUUCCUCUGAUAUAGACGAUGCACACACUGAUAUAGCACUAAGUAAAACAACUGGCACUACACCUACUAGGAAAAAUAGGAGGAAAAGAAAGUCCAAGUAUGCUAGUUCUGAUCCAACAGGAGAGGCAAAGGAAGAAUGUACUUAUAGAUCAAGAUACACAUCAUUGAAGUACUGGUUGAAAACAGAUGACAAAAAAAAUGUGACUGACGAAGAAAACGCCAAAGCAACUGAAGCAGAACAAAGUUCUCAAUACUCUGGUAGCUCAUACACAGACAGUGAGGGUGGAUCACGUUCUAAAGUACUUCUACGGACACAAUACAGCACCAACAGUUCAGAACGAUAUGAUCAAUAUAAACAUGCAGUUGAAACUGACCCAGAAGUGGAACAAUCCCUAACAAAAACUGUUACUGAGGCAGCUGGCGCUGUGCUUGGCUUUAUAGUUGGAGUCGCAGUCGGAAUAUUUUCAUGGUUUAGUUAAGAUGUGUUUCCAUUUAAAUGCGAACAUUAUCUUAUCAAAAUGGGAAGUAAUUAACUGUAAAAUAUACUGGAAAGGAAUUAGGCA
This is a messenger RNA of Dreissena polymorpha, 1741 nucleotides long. RefSeq lists its product as uncharacterized. Lineage: Eukaryota; Metazoa; Mollusca; Bivalvia; Myida; Dreissenidae. The record is from RefSeq and is a predicted model, not a curated record. The transcript has 8 exons. Gene Ontology annotation, molecular function: GTP binding. Bases 152 to 1657 code for a protein of 501 amino acids.